AUGAAUAAUAAAAAUGAUGAGGGACAAAAAUUAAAACGUAAAUCAUUAUAUGAAAAUUACCACAAAAUUAAUCAAACAAGUUUACUGUCACAUAAUUCAUUAGAAAUUGAUAUGAAAGGUUUUCUGAACUUAUUAAUUAUAAUAAUAUGUACUACACACUUUAGAUUAAUAUUAGAAAAUUUUAAAAAAUAUGGUUUAAUUAUAAAGAUACCAAAGAAUUGUGAUUUAGUAAAAAACCUUCCACUUUUAUUUUGCUUUAUAUCUUUGCAUGUAACUAUAUUUUUUAGCUGGUUUAUUGAAAGAUAUGUAACUUCCUGGUUAUAUACAUGUAUCGAUGAAGACGACCAACACACUUUUAAAAAUAUCCCUAUGGAUGAUCUGAGCAACAAAACAGAUAUGAUAAUAGAAAAGAAGAAUUAUAAAAGCCUUUAUCCAAAUUUAAUAAGAAGAAAAAAGAAAAAUAACACCAUAAAUAAUGAUAAUGAAAAUAAUAAUAAUAAUAAUAAUAGUAAUAAUAAUAAUAGUAAUAAUAAUAAUAAUAGCAAUAAUAAUAAUAGUAAUAAUAAUAAUAAUAAUAAUAACAAUAAUUAUAAUAAUUGCUUGCAUAAAGAUCCACCCUCAAUUUAUAGCUAUGAUAGUAAUACAACAUAUGAAAAUGAGCCUUAUGAUAAAUUCGAUAAAGAUAAUAGUACAUAUGACAAAUGCGAUAAAGAUAUUUUAUGUGAUAAAAAAGAUUCAAAACAAACAUGUAACGAUAUAUGUAAAAAAAAACUUAAAGAAUUAAAAAAUAAUAAUACUGAAAAAAAUAAUAAUAACAAUAAUAAUAAUAAUUAUAUUAAUACGUGUGCUCAUAAUAUUCAUACACAUAUCAAGGAUGAUGAUAUUAGUACAUCGUCUUGUUUAAAAAAAAAAAAAAAAAAAAAAGUACAUGGAUGGAAAUCAUUUCAUUUAUCAAUCUUUUUAUUAAGAUGCAUAAAUAGCAUAUUUAUAUUAUUAUUUCCUUUAUUAACCAUAUCAUAUUAUGAUACUGAACCCACACUUUCAUCUAUAUUAUUAACUAUAUCCAUUGUAUGGUUUUUUAAAUUUUAUUCAUUUCAUGAGGUGUGUUAUGAAGCUAGGAAAUUACACAUAGAAAAUGUAGAUUUGAAGAAUCUUAUAGAAGAUGAUCUAUCUUCUGAAAUGUAUUAUAUUAAAAGAUAUCCAUAUUGUUUAGACCUAAAAAGUUAUUAUACAUAUAUUUUAAUGCCUACUAUGUGCUUUCAAUUUUUUUAUCCACGAACAGAAAAAAUUAGAUGGAUUCAUGUAGCAAAACAUAUAUUUGAAGUUAUUUUAUUAAUAAUCAUGAUCAAAAUUAUAUCAGAUCAAUAUAUGUUUAUAACAGUCGAAAAUACUUUUACCAUGAAAGAAUUUACAUCAGCACAUUUCUCUGUAAAAAUAACACAUAUAAUAGAAAGAAUGCUAAAGGUAUCUAUACCAACACUAUAUAUAUGGCUAAUAGGUUUUCUUAUAGUCUUUCAUCAUUGGUGUAAUAUAUUAGCUGAAAUUACAAGAUUCGGAGAUAGACUAUUUUACAAAGAUUGGUGGAAUGCUAGCUCUUUUGCUGAAUAUUGGAGGAAAUGGAAUCUACCUAUAUAUUAUUUUGUUUGUAGACAUAUUAAUAAACCCUUAAUUUAUUAUGGUAUACAUAGAAAUGUUUCCAUGAUAAUUGUUUUCUUUAUAUCUGCUAUGUUACAUGAAUAUCUAAUUAGUAUACCAUUAAAAUUAGGUUUUACCGGAUAUAUCUUUUUUGCAUUCAUAUGUCAAAUACCUUUAGUACAAUUUACUAAUAAUGCAUAUUUCAAAAAACAUAAAACUAUUGGAAAUUCCAUCUUCUGGAUUGUUUUUUGUUUCACCGGACAACCGCUUAUUCUAUUUAUUUAUUACUACUUGUGGAUAGAUAAACAAGGCACGCUUAAAAAUUGA
Plasmodium falciparum 3D7 is the source of this 1962-nucleotide messenger RNA. It is a transcript of the gene DGAT, whose product is annotated as diacylglycerol O-acyltransferase. NCBI's taxonomy places the organism in Eukaryota, Apicomplexa, Aconoidasida, Haemosporida, Plasmodiidae. The record is from RefSeq and is a predicted model, not a curated record. Gene Ontology annotation, biological process: triglyceride biosynthetic process. Gene Ontology annotation, molecular function: diacylglycerol O-acyltransferase activity; acyltransferase activity, transferring groups other than amino-acyl groups. Gene Ontology annotation, cellular component: endoplasmic reticulum membrane.